This is a messenger RNA of Cucurbita pepo subsp. pepo (vegetable marrow), 1425 nucleotides long. RefSeq lists its product as uncharacterized. NCBI's taxonomy places the organism in Eukaryota, Viridiplantae, Streptophyta, Magnoliopsida, Cucurbitales, Cucurbitaceae. The record is from RefSeq and is a predicted model, not a curated record.
AUGGUGCAACUUCCGAAGUCUGCCGUGCUCAAAUCAAAGUACAACCACAACUAUUUGCGCUUCGUGAAUGAAGCGUGUUCACCGGUGCGUACAUUCAUGCAGUACUCGGGGAAGGAGAUUCUUAGUCCAUUUACUCAGUUUGAGUUCGAGCAAGCUAAAUGUGACCCAUCUUUAUACCAUAUAAAAUGUUGUUACAACAACAAGUAUUGGGUUAGUUUGGCUCGUGACCAUCAUUUUAUUGUAGCGGGGGCUGACCAGAAAGAUGAAGACAAAUCCAAAUGGACAUGCACUCUAUUUCGUCCGGUUUAUGACAGUUGUCAUCAAUCGUUUCGGUUUUGUCAUGUCCAUCUUGGUUUAAAUGUAGUCUUGUGGAGGGUUGGUCCCCCUUAUGGAGAAUGCUUACGUGCACAGUGGUCGGUUCCUGAUAAAGAUCUCUGCGAUCUCAGUGUAGUUAUUGACUCGGAAUCACUGUGGUCAUUACCUAAAUUUAUUGCCUUUAGAGGUGAUAAUGGUUCUUAUCUCAGUGCUCGGUCAAUUGACAAUCAUUCAUAUCUACAAUUUUCAUCCAACAAUAUUGACGAUCCUACCGUUCAGAUGGAGACCUUCAUCACAAAUGAUGGAAAAAUUCGUGUGAAGUCAGCUCACUUCCAAAAAUUUUGGAGACGUGACACUUCUAAUUGGAUUUUCGCUGACUCUUGUGAGACCACUGCUCAAAAUCUCGAUACUUUGUUUUCGCCAACUAAACUUGCGUCCCACAUUGUUGCUCUACGUAACUUGGGUAAUAACAACUUUGUUAAAAGGUACACUUCAGCGAGCAAAGUAAGUUGUCUCAUGGCAGCCGUGAAAAAUAUCGAUGAAUUUUCACACUUACAAAUGGUUGAGCUUGUUCUUUCACGACAAAUCAACAAUGUCGUGUUUUAUCUUUCUGAUGCUAGAAUCCGUGAUCAAGUUGCUAUCGUAUUAGCAACUGCAGAAGCUGCAAAUAGUUCGAACGUACCCAACACUGUCUGCUUGAUUUUCUCGCAUACAAACACCAGAUCUAGCACAUGGGAUUCUUCUGUUUCUACGAAAUUGGACGUCAAGACAAUAAUCGAAACAGGAGUUCCCCUCAUUGUCGAUGGAAAGACAAUCGAAACAUCGUCGACUAAGUUCGUUGGAGAAUACAAAUGGGGAGAAACUAUAACAACAUCCAAGAUACAAGAGAUCAAAUAUGAGGUAACUAUACCACCGAUGAGCAGUAUUGUCGUUACCUUAAAUGCAACUAAGGGCUCAUGUGACGUUCCAUUCUCAUACAAACAAGUCGACAUCCUCAAAGGUGGUAAAAAAGUUGAAUAUUGUUUGGACGAUGGCGUUUACCAUGGCACCAACUACUAUAACCUUAAAUACGAAACUAAAACGAAACCAAUUUGUGGAUGCCCAAACUAA